GUACUGUGGUGUUAUCAUGUGAAGUGCUCCGGGAGUGAUGGUAUUUCGUUGCUUCUCAACAGAAGUCCUCGCUAGAUAAGACGGCAACGCCGUGUUUCGCUCCAGAGAGCCACCGCCCACUAGAAGUAUAUGAUAAUGGAGUGCAGACAUUGUAACGAGAAAUUCGAGCGGGAUAGUGCCGAAUUCGCGGACCAUUGCGACAACCACGCCAAGAUUCAGGUUCAGCUCGGGCGGACGGGCAAACGCACCUACGGUGCGAGGUACACAGAAAGCGAGUCGGCCAAGGACAAAGAGCCCAAGCCCGAGCCCAAGAGGCCGGAGCACCCAAGGGCGCAACAAACAGCCCUCCCAGUGCGGAGCAAGCCUGCGUCUACGUUUGCGUCUACCACACCUGCAGCAAGCUCUCCCAAGAGUCCCAACAAGACUGUGCUCGAGCGAGUCCAAAGCAUCAUCGACAGGUUCGAGCCCUACGAAGAUGGAGUCGAAAGCAAGACACAGCGGCCUGCUGAACUGCCGUGCCCGGAUUGUGAUUUCAAGCUCCGAGAUAAGAAAGAACUCGAUCACCACUUCCUUUCGGUGUACUGCCGCGGGAGCCACAUCGUUCAGUAUGCGCUACAGAUCGACAAGACGAAGCCACGGGGCUAUUUUGUGGAAGAGUUGCUUGUUCCGUAUGACGAGCACGCGCAUCCCUCCGAGUUCCAGUGCCGCAAGUGCGGGAACACAUUCCCAUCGCUGAGAGCGAUGCAGGAGCAUGAAGCGACUCACCCCAUCUUGCCGCAGAUAUGUCUACACUGCGCUAAGGUGUUUGGCACCGCGUACGAACUGGAAGACCAUUACGACUGGCAUGAUGACAUGGAGUACCGGCAGAGGGUGGACAAGCUUCCCGCCGAGCCUGCAGUUGCCGAUGAUCUAGACGAAGAGGAAGGGGAUAUUGUCCCCGCCGAUGUCACAGACUUCGGGCGUGGUAUCCAGAAGAUCCCUUUUACUCAUCUUGUCGGGAAGAAAGCCCCUGGCCUGCCAAAAGACGGCACACUAGCCGGCAUUAGCUCAAUCAGCAAAGAGGAUGUGGAGAUGCGUGAGUACACUGUAAUUGUUUUGCUCCCCACGGCCGCCUAGUCAAACCACUCACUCACUAUUACACGAUGCCGGCCUACAUGACAGAUGACGAAAUGGACAGGAUCCUAGCACAACAUGAUGCCAACCCCAACCG
Chaetomium strumarium is the source of this 1210-nucleotide messenger RNA. RefSeq lists its product as uncharacterized. The transcript has 7 exons. The coding region runs from base 130 to 1116 and encodes 328 amino acids. NCBI's taxonomy places the organism in Eukaryota, Fungi, Ascomycota, Sordariomycetes, Sordariales, Chaetomiaceae. The record is from RefSeq and is a predicted model, not a curated record.